Molecule: messenger RNA, 805 nt
Organism: Paraphaeosphaeria sporulosa
Lineage: Eukaryota; Fungi; Ascomycota; Dothideomycetes; Pleosporales; Didymosphaeriaceae
Exons: 1
Coding region: 155-691 (178 amino acids)
Source: RefSeq, a predicted model, not a curated record
AUCGAUGAUAUCGGCUCGCUAUCUCCAACAACCGUGACCGCCGAGCGCGCCCACCGAACGCUGCUAGUGCGUCCGUUCUAGCAAAAAGCCUUCGGGGUGAGGACAUCCGCAAGUAUGCAGUGCCGCAGUGGCACCAUCGUGCCCAGCUGGAUCAAUGGAAGCAACUGUGGGGAUGAAGCAAAAAUCUCUCCAGCUCAGUCACCAUGUCCGAGGUUACCGCUUCCACUUGCUUCUGCACGACGCCCCACGCAUCGCUACCGCCUGCAACCACGAGACCGCGGAGAUGACGCUGCUGGAUGAUCACACUGGCGACAUACAUACGGACUCACAAUUCUUAGGGGAGCCCGCUUGCGGCAAACAGUCGAAUGAAUUCCAUCUUCGGCCAAAGGAAGGCUUACAGGCACCACUAUCAGACCCCUGUCCGGUGCGAACGUUGUUUGAGACGAGUCGAGGCUGUCCGCCCCUGCUCCCGCUUCAGCGGACACGAAUGUGGCGACUGUCUUUGGUUGCGUCCUCCAACUUCACUUGGCCGGGUUUAGUCUCUUUGCCGUCCUUUAUAAUAAAAAGAACCUGCCCUCGCUUCGCCGUAAGAAGGAGGUCAGACGGACCAAGGACAAAUGAAGAUCGCUACGCCACGGUGCUAAGUAUCAUUCCAGAGAGCCCGAACCCAAGGCCUCCAUCACCGGUUUGAUGGAUCGCACUUCUAAUAAUCCUAAUAAUACGCAGUACUGUGCCCCCUAGUACCUUGAUACUUACAAGGUCCCUGUACCGCGGUCAUGCACUGUGUCAUUGCUCUCUUAUUCAU